Messenger RNA from Plasmopara halstedii, 450 nucleotides. RefSeq lists its product as uncharacterized. Lineage: Eukaryota; Oomycota; Peronosporomycetes; Peronosporales; Peronosporaceae. The record is from RefSeq and is a predicted model, not a curated record. The transcript is spliced from 4 exons. Bases 1 to 450 code for a protein of 149 amino acids.
AUGAAGUGCUACUACUGCCUUGAUGCGGGCUUGGACGUCGAUCAGAAUGACAAUCCGUACUGUGUGGAAAAUCACAAAGAGACUGUAGCUGUAUUGGGACUUGGCCGAAGGUGUAGGUGUGACAUUGAACCACAGUAUCGUUUGCCAUUCGAGUCCCGUCGAGUACAGCUAUUGAAAGGCGGCAAGCCCAUCCUUCCAGGUGUUAGCCGCGAAGUCACAGUACUAAAAAAGGUGCGGAGCGGUUUCAAACACACCGCAGUCGUGAUGACAAAAGCACUGGACUCCUUGAAGAUGUUAAAGACGGUAGCCGAGGUAGUACGUGCUUCCCUAUCUUGUUGUCUCGACUCCACAUUGAUUGAGCAGGACCUCUUUGUACACCAAGGCGGGAAAGCGGUGUCGAAGACCCAUGCAUCAAAUGCCGCAAAAGUGCCAGUAGCUCCUCAUGGCUGA